CAAAGAGCAGCCACCUAGUAAUGCACUUAGUAAUUAUAUAGUGCUACUGCUUGUUUUCUUCCAAUCAAUCUUUCAUCUUUGUUUCUAAUUUCUAUUUAUUCAUUUAUUCAUUUACUCAUUCAUUGUUUCAUCCAGCGCUGUUUCUACAUCGGGACACCACUAUGCGCUCACCGGCCGCCACAGCAAUUGCUCUCCGUGACGUAACUCGGCUCUGCGCGCGAUGUCGCAUACAAGCCUCACAAGCUCUGCCUCUGGGCAGGAUAUCAACCCGCCCGUCGCAUAGCAUCACAGCAUCCAUUGGCAGCUUCAACAAAGCAUUGCCGCCAUCAUAUCGCAGCGCAGCAUUCUUCUCUUCCCGCAGCUCUGCAGCUUCCGCCUCCGCGCCCGAGCCCGACUCCAACAAUACAUCAUCACCACCAAAAACUUCACAACCACCACCACCAACCCACUACGAAAUCUUCCCCGAAACCCUCCCCCUCGGGCCCCCUCCCUCGGGCCACUUCCCCAUCAACACCCGCGCCCUCCGCCGCGAAUUCCUCCAGCUCCAAGCCCGCCACCACCCAGACAUGCACCCGCAGGGACCCCUCAAGACCCGCGCCGAAGCCACCUCGGCCCUCAUCAACGAGGCCUACAAGACCCUCGCCAACCCGCUCCUCCGCGCGCAGUACCUCCUCUCCCUGCGCGGCGUCGACGUCGCCACCGACGAGACCAUGCAGGUCGACGAUCCGAGCCUGCUCAUGGUCGUGCUGGAGGCGCACGAGGAGAUUUCCGAUGCCACGGCCGAGGAGGACCUGCAGGAGCUGAGGGCCGUCAACGAUAAGCGCAUCCGGGAGAGCGAGGAUGUGCUGGAGAAGGCGUUUCAUGAGGAUGAUGUCAUGGCGGCGAAGAAGGAGGCUGUGAGGCUGAGAUAUUGGGUCAAUAUCAAACAGAGCCUGGAUAAUUGGGAGGAGGGCAGGCCAGUGGUGUUGCAGCAUUGAUGUUGACAAGGGGAGGGGAUCGAUCACCCUUUCAAAGACGGGAGGGAUGACUCGAGCGUGUAUUAUAUGCCAUGUAUAAUCUUGGCUGGACAUGAAAAGAAGUCUAUGAGAAAGGCGCAUUUAGACGGUGGUGAUAGACAUUUUAUAAUAACAUCUGGGAAAACCAUGUCGCACACAAGACAGCAAUCGUGCUUGAAAAGACACCAAUAUGUGUAAUUAGUUAUCAACACAGAGAGGAAAUAAAUCCAC
Messenger RNA from Trichoderma asperellum CBS 433.97, 1226 nucleotides. RefSeq lists its product as uncharacterized. Gene Ontology annotation, cellular component: mitochondrion. Lineage: Eukaryota; Fungi; Ascomycota; Sordariomycetes; Hypocreales; Hypocreaceae. Gene Ontology annotation, molecular function: protein-folding chaperone binding; ATPase activator activity. The record is from RefSeq and is a predicted model, not a curated record. Gene Ontology annotation, biological process: [2Fe-2S] cluster assembly; protein complex oligomerization.